AUGCACAUUGGACUCAGGAUGCUGGACAGUGUGUGGAAGGGGAGUGUGCUCCUGCUUGGAGCAUUGUGGGAGAUAUCUGUGGGUCUGCUGAACACAGAUCUGGACCAGCAUUGGGAAAUGUGGAAGAAAACCCAUGGCAAAGUCUACCAACAUGAGAUUGAGGAGUUUGGGCGGCGGCGGAUCUGGGAAGAGAAUCUGCAGAUGAUUUCUCUGCACAAUCUGGAGGCAACUUUGGGAAUGCACACCUAUGAACUGGCCAUGAACCAUCUGGGAGACCUGACAGCAGAGGAGGUGGUUACCAUGCUCACGGGCACCCGUGUGCCUGAAGAUUUGGAACAAAGCCCCAGUUUUAUCAUGCCCAGGGUCCCACUGCCCACCUCGGUCAACUGGAGGGACCGGGGUUUUGUGACACAGGUUCGGAUGCAGGGUACAUGUGGUUCAUGUUGGGCAUUCAGUGCUGCUGGGGCAUUAGAGGGGCAGUUAAAAAGAACCCGUGGUAAACUGGUGACCCUCAGUCCUCAGAAUCUGAUAGAUUGCUCCACCAAGUUUGGCAACCAUGGGUGCAAAGGUGGCUUCAUGACCGAUGCCUUCCAGUAUGUCAUCAAAAACCAUGGCAUUGACUCCGAUGCUUCCUACCCUUACACUGGCAUGGAUGGCUGGUGUCAGUAUGAAGCAGAGUUCCGUGCGGCGAAUUGCUCGAGUUAUCGCUGUCUGCCGCGGGGUGACGAGGAAGCUCUGAGAGCUGGUCUGGCCACAGUGGGACCCAUCUCUGUCGCCAUUGAUGCUUCAAGACCCAAAUUCAUCUUCUAUCGCCGUGGCGUGUACAGAGACCCUUCCUGCUCUAAGAGAGUAAAUCACGGUGUUCUGCUGGUGGGGUAUGGCAGUCUCCAUGGACAGGAUUACUGGUUGGUGAAAAACAGCUGGAGUGUUCAUUACGGUGAUGAAGGCUAUGUCUUGAUGGCCAGAAACAGACACAAUCAGUGCGGGAUUGCCCUCUACCCCUGUUACCCUGUCAUGUGA
Molecule: messenger RNA, 1020 nt
Organism: Chanos chanos (milkfish)
Lineage: Eukaryota; Metazoa; Chordata; Actinopteri; Gonorynchiformes; Chanidae
Gene: ctss1
Product: cathepsin S, ortholog 1
Exons: 8
Coding region: 1-1020 (339 amino acids)
Biological process (GO): proteolysis
Molecular function (GO): cysteine-type peptidase activity
Source: RefSeq, a predicted model, not a curated record